Messenger RNA from Phycodurus eques (leafy seadragon), 4866 nucleotides. RefSeq names its product inversin (gene invs). The transcript is spliced from 20 exons. Gene Ontology annotation, cellular component: ciliary inversin compartment. The coding region runs from base 163 to 2940 and encodes 925 amino acids. Gene Ontology annotation, molecular function: protein binding. The record is from RefSeq and is a predicted model, not a curated record. Gene Ontology annotation, biological process: protein localization to ciliary inversin compartment. Lineage: Eukaryota; Metazoa; Chordata; Actinopteri; Syngnathiformes; Syngnathidae.
GCCAACGGGACGCCCUGGAAGAAAGCGUAUCAGAGUUGGGCAUCAAAGGACGGAGGAAAAGUGCAGGUGGAGGGAUCAGGGCAGGUAGGGGACAUGGACUCACACCAAGAAGGAUGCACUGAACUGGGAAACAUCUGGUGAAGUACCCCUUUCAAUGCAACUAUGGCCUCAGCGUCGUCUGGCCCGGGCACCGCCGCUCUGGGCUCGCAGGUUCACGCCGCCGCUGUCAAUGGCGAUAGGAACGCACUGCUCAAACUCAUCACAGUAGAGCCAGUCCUACGGGACCGUGAGGACCAGUUUGGCCGUACCCCUCUCAUGUACUGCGUGCUGGCCGAUCGCCUGGACUGCGCAGAGAUUUUGCUAAAGGCCGGAGCUUCAGUCAACAAGACCGACCACAGCCAGCGCACGGCUCUGCACCUCGCCGCACAGAAGGGAAAUGUUCGUUUCCUCAAGCUGCUGCUGUCGCGACACGCCAACUGGCUGCAGAAAGAUUUGGAAGAGAUGACCCCGCUGCACCUCGCCACACGGCAUCCUUCCCCGAAAGCCCUCGCGUUGCUGCUCAAACACAUCGGACCCGGAGAAGUUGACACCCAGGACAAGAACAAGCAAACCGCCCUGCACUGGUCAGCGUUUUAUAACCGGCCGGAGCAUGUUCGCCUCCUCAUCAAGCACGACUCCAACAUCGGCAUCCCCGACAGCGAGGGCAAGAUCCCCCUGCACUGGGCCGCGCACAGCCAGGAGGCCAGCGCCACACAAACUGUCCGCUGUAUACUGGAAGCCGCUCCAACGGAGUCCCUGCUGAACUGGCAGGACUAUGAAGGUCGGACACCCUUGCACUUUGCCGUCGCAGACGGUAACGAGGCAGUGGUGGAGGUGCUGACGUCCUACGAGGGUUGCAACGUGACAGCCUAUGACAACCUCUUCAGGACACCGUUGCACUGGGCUGCCCUGCUCGGCCACGCCAGAAUCGUCCACCUGCUGCUGGAGAGGAACACGUCGGGCACCGUUCCCUCAGACAGCCAGGGAGCGACACCUCUGCAUUACGGAGCUCAAAGCAACAACGCAGAGACAGUAGGUGUGUUUCUUUCCCACCCAUCGGUGAAGGAUGAGCCCGACCUGGAGGGCAGGACGGCCUUCAUGUGGGCCGCCGGGAAGGGCAGCGAUGAUGUGAUCCGCACCAUGUUGGCCCUCACGCCUCAAAUUGACAUCACGAUGGCCGACAAGUAUGGCGGCACCGCGCUGCAUGCGGCCUCCCUGUCAGGCCACGUGAGCACCGUCAAGCUGCUGUUGGAGAAAGGAGCCUUGGUAGACACUCUGGAUGUGAUGAAACACACACCGCUGUUUCGUGCCUGCGAGAUGGGACACAGGGACGUCAUCCUCACGCUGAUCGAAGGCUCCGCACGGGUGGACCUGGUGGACGUGGACGGUCACACUGCUCUGCACUGGGCAGCGCUGGGAGGAAAUGCUGAGGUCUGCCAGAUCCUGAUGGAGAACGGCAUCAGCCCCAAUGUACAGGACCAAGCAGGACGAACUCCUCUGCAGUGUGCUGCUUAUGGCGGCUACAUCACCUGCAUGGCUGUUCUCAUGGCGAAACAGGCUGAUCCAAACAUACAGGACAAGGAGGGGAGGACCGCUCUCCACUGGUCGUGCAACAAUGGUUACCUGGAUGCCGUGAAGCUGCUGCUGGGCUACAGCGCCUUUCCUAACCACAUGGAGCACACAGAGGAGAGGUACACACCGCUGGACUACGCGCUGCUGGGAGGCCACAGCGAGGUGACCCAGUUCAUGCUGGAGCACGGCGCGCUGUCCAUCGCGGCCAUCCAGGACAUCGCUGCCGCCUCCAUCCAGGCCAUCUACAAGGGCUACACGGUCCGCAAGGCCUUCAGGGAGAGGAAGCAGCUCCUCAUGAGGCACGAGCAACUACGCAAGGACGCUGCCAAGAAGCGAGAGGAGGAACUGCGGCGGAGAGAAGCCGUGCAGCAAAUCUCAGCGGCCACGGCGGAGGACCGAAAAUUGUCUUUGGAGACAGCCGAGCAGGAGAAGCUCUACUUGGUGAACCUGGUAGCAGAUUUAUCUGUGAAGGACUCAGUGGUGGAGACAAAGAAACCAACUCAACCUGAACGGAGGAGCAAAGAAGCGAGGCACAAAGGCCACAGGAGCAGAUCCUCAAGGAGCAAAGCUGCUGAGCCGUCUGACAAUCCGACGAGCCCUGCAAGCCAUGUGAAGUGCGACACGACUACCGCGCUGAAGGACCCGCUCUCUCCGAGCAGCCGAGCAUCACCCAGAACUUCUUCCACACACAAAGUUCGUGAGCAAAGACCUUCCUCAUUUACAAGCACCCCUUCCACGGGCACCUCCGGCGCGGACCACACGGCCGCCGUACCGCUGAGAAAGACUGAUUCCCUGAAGCACAGACACCACAAUGCCAAAGAUCACGUUCGAGUCAGCGGCUCCUCUUUGAACUCGAGAAGCCCUUCGAGGAAGCAUCACGCCGCCGCCAACACGCCCACACGGGGACACGACAGAGAGCAGCGCAGGACUAGGCACGAGGCGGCCAGGGUCAUCCAGCGAGCGUGGCGAAGGCUCCUCGCACGCAGAAACAGGGAAGCCGCGGCUCGCCAGGCGCCGGAGUUCAGCUAUUUAAACCACGCCCAUACCAGGAAGAGGCGAACAGAGGUGCGACCUCCUCCUGCGAAACCUGCAACCAGUAAGACGUCAGUCCUACAAAACAUUUAUGGAAACUCUGUGGCCAUUCGAGGACAUUCUUCAUUUCGAGCGUCUCAGCUGCUCUUGAACAGCGUGCCUUUACGCACCCAAAGCCAACUGAGCGGUUUGGACUGCGUGCACCUGACUGAUGCCGUGAAUCAAGCCAGACAGUUCUCCUACCACCUGAGGCCGCAGAGCGCCCGGCAGGGUCGGGGCCAUCGAGGAAAGUGUUGACACCCAAGUCCUUUUUUCAAAAAUGUUUUCUCAGCUUCCGUGGAAUUACCGUACACGUUGUUCGCUUCUAAAAUUAAGCCGUAUGACAUCAGAGCCAUGACUUCACAGGGCGGGGGUUAAGUUGACUGAAGCAGCCCAUGUAAAAGAUAACCUUUCUUCCAUUGUGAGACAAAACGCACACCUCCCCUCCCUCUGCUUGGCUCUCACUCACACACUGAGAUAACCUUUCUUCGUGUUGUGGAGAAUGAGCCGGUCUAUCAACAGCAGCUCAUGAACUUAGCCCACCUGCACACACACGCACACAAUGUAAAAAGAUGUCUGUCCAUUCCAAUACACGCAUAAUGUAAAAAUCCAUCUGCUCGCCCAUACGAAGGGCAAUCAAAAUGUAAUGAGCCCAAUUUAAUUGAACCUACUAAAAUAGAUUCUUUUUUUUUUUUUUUAAAUCAGGAAUGUUCAUGGUUUGUAGUUUAAAUACUUGUUUGAAGGCAAGUUGUUUCAGCCUGCCCCCUUCCUGUCAGUCAUUUUGGAAAUGGCGUCACGACAAGAUGCCCGUCAGUAACAGAGAGCUGUCAUUUGGAAGGGGAACCACGACUAAACAUUUUCAAAAGGUUACAACAUGUGUAUAGGGACGCUGCAAUAGGCUAAAGCACAAUCAAAAAGUGGGUGUCCAGGAUCAAAGGUGAAAAACACACGUCUGCUUUGAGUGACCUCGGUGAGACGCAAAGGAGCUUGCGAAGUCAUCAGUUUGGACAACCAUCUCUCAUACUCACCCGAUCUGGCACCAUCAGACUAACACCUUGUUGCCCUUGUUUCAUCAAUGGACAGUCGAUAUGCCCACAACAGUAAAAAUGUUCCCAUCCAUUCUCAUAAACACACUGUAAAUAUGGCAGUCCAUGUACAUACAAACGUAAUAUAGACAACUGGCCGUCCAUUCACAUAAACACACAUAACAUCUGUCCGUUGACGUGGACAAAAGGUACAAAGAGAAAUGCUGUUAUGCAUUUCCUUCACACACACACACGCACAUAGAGACACUCACGUCGUGUAAAAAUCUGCCCGUCCAUAUUCAUACAUAAUUGAAACACACAUACACCCAUAAUGUAAAUAUCUCUUUGUCCAUUCUUACACACACAACCAAUAGGUGUCAGCUGUGCUGUUACAUAAAAUUGGCAUUUUCUCGCUCACACACACACACUACUCAUUAUGUAACAUUAUAAUUACACUUGUGUAAGCUUUUAUUUUUAUUGCAUAAUAAAUACAAGUCAAAAUGGACCCAAAAGGCUGUGGAAAUGUUUAAUUUUUUUUAUCAGUCCCCCUCCCCAACAUGAGGACAAAGAAAACAAACAUGGACCAACUUUCUUGUUAAAUGGCGAGUACAAAGCAGUCACUGCUGAGGUCUGGAAGUGUUUUUGAGUGUCAGAGUGAGCCCACGUCAGUUAAUCGUACGUGCGUGCGUCCAUCAGUACACGUCUCGAACAUUUCCACGGAGAGAUGACGUGCCGUGGGCCACGGUGACGCUGUAACAGUAGAGCAGGUCGGUCAGCCACUGCUCCCUGGUCGCGCUGCGCGAGUGCCUCUGCAACACACAUGCGGACGUAUCACACUUGUGCGUGAACAACACGGAAAUAGAGACAAAUUAAGACAAAUAAGCCUGGGUUCACUGUUGGGAGUAGUCAUUUAGAUUCCUGUUUUUCUUGAUAGAGAUUUUCACAACGCAAGUACAGUGUACUAAUGAUGUGCCUAUUUCAGAUGGUAAUCGGAUUACGAACAUGAUGAAUAAAGUAUCUGUCUAUCCAUCACGCUGACAUCUCCAGACAACUAUUCGUUUUUGAGUUUCUAGAAUCACUGCUCCACUUUUUUCAUUUAGUUAUUGGCAUUGCUGCGAAGGCCACAAAAAUAAUCACCUAUACAAUGUUUGUUAGUUUG